AUGAAUCGUAAUAUAGCUUCUCUUAUACCGUCAUUGUCGUCGUUUGAUAUACAGAAAUUUACAGAUGAUUGGAUUAGGGAAUAUGUAUUAUUUUUUGGAAAAUCAUUUUCACCGUCUAUAACGCAUCACCCUUUCCGAUGGGUUAUUCAUUCAUCAUUAUUGAAAAUCUUAGAUUCAUUUGGUUUAUCAAAGACUAUAACCGAAAAUAGUCCUACGUUCAAUGCUUUGAUGUCUAUCUGGGGAAAUCUAGAACCAUAUCCUGGUACUACACACGUUUUAAAAAUAUUGAGUAGAAAAUAUCAGUUAGCGUUGCUUUCCAACGGUGAUAAAGAAACACUGAAAGCAGCUCUACAUGUCUUUCCAUCUUCUGUAAAUAUUUCACUACUAUUAUCAUCAGAUUUUCCGGUAAAUUGUUUUAAACCAUGUUCAGCAAUGUAUGCUCAAGCAUUAGCUGCGGUCGGUGGUAAUAAGAACCAAGUUUUGCAUGUCGCUGGUUCAGCAGAUGAUGCGCAUGGUGCACGUACUUUUGGUAUUUUCUCUGGUGCCCUAGAUCCAUUAGCAGCAGAUAGAAAUCCAAAGCCAUGUUUUGCUUUUGAUGACAUACAACAGUUACUUUCAUUCUUUCAUCUUUAA
Messenger RNA from Rotaria sp. Silwood1, 633 nucleotides. The record is from the annotation of a GenBank genome assembly. Lineage: Eukaryota; Metazoa; Rotifera; Eurotatoria; Philodinida; Philodinidae.